Messenger RNA from Chironomus riparius, 631 nucleotides. The record is from the annotation of a GenBank genome assembly. Lineage: Eukaryota; Metazoa; Arthropoda; Insecta; Diptera; Chironomidae.
CCUAAAUUUGUUAAAUUGAGCAUAGAAAAAUUAAUCAAUUUAGCCAUUAUCACGUCAGUCUGAUGUGUCAAAAAUAGUAUAAAAUGUCAAGUAAGUUUCACAAAAUCCACAAGUUAUCAUUCAACUAUCAAAGUAGCUUGUUGACAUUCCACAACAAAUCAGCCUUAAAAAUGAAGUUUGUUAUCGCAGUUCUUGUUGCAGCACUCGUCUGUAUCGUCACAUCCGAUCCACCAUCAAUGGAGACUAUGAUUCAAGCCAUUGCCAAUGAUGCCAAUUCAUUCACUGGAAGUGCUGAUGCCUUUAAAGCUCAAACUAAGGAAAGAAUUGCAAAGGAUCCAAAUCAAUAUACUUUGGAGGAUGUCCAAAAGUUCAUGGAUGCAGUCUGUAAAUUGUGGACAGCAGCAUUCUUGAAGUGUGCUGAAUUUAAGGACUUUGUGAUUGCUGAGAAGAAGGCAGCUGGAAAGAUUAAGGCAUAAAAUGUUUAUGAUUGAGGAUCUUUUGUUGUUGCUGUUGAUGACUUACGGAUUAUAACUUAACUUUUAUUAUGAUUUAAUUUGCACUGAGUAGAAAAAAUGGGAAAAAUUUGCACAAAAAAUUAUUUUGAAUAAAUUUCAUUUUUUGCAUCGAAAAA